AUGGAUCGUCAUCCUAAACCAUACAAGUUGUCUUGGCUGAAUAAAGGCAGUGAGGUAACGGUAGAAAAACGAUGCUUAGUGUCUUUCUCGAUUGGAAAAAAAUAUUUUGAUAAUGGUUGGUGUGAUGUGGUAUCAAUGGACGCGUGUCAUGUUUUGCUGGGACGACCUUGGCAGUAUGAUCACAGUGUUAUCCAUCAUGGGCGGAAGAAUACUUAUUCUCUUAGCAUCAAAGGGAAGAGAAUUGUUUUGGUGCCUCGUAGGGAAGGAAGCAUCCUUGCCCCGGUAGUUAAUAACCCCAAUCUACUUUCUAUGUCCAGGUUCUUGGUUGAGGUUGGGCGUGAAAAAAUAGUUUAUGCUUUAAUGUCUCGUGAAACUAGUACAGCGAAUGUGGAUUCAGAGUUUCUAGCAGAAGUGACUACCACCUAUGAGGGACAUUCAACAUCAGAUCGAUCGAUUCCAGGGUCGAGUCUACCAAACCGACCAGCAUAUCGCCUUAGUCCCAUGGAAGCUGAAGAGUUACAGCGACAGGCGGUAGAAUUAUUGGAAAGGGGCUACAUUCGUGAGAGCAUGAGUCCUUGUGCAGUUCCUGCUCUACUAGUGCCGAAGAAAGAUGGGUCAUGGCGUAUGUGUGUUGACAGCAGGGCAAUUAACAGGAUUACAGUGAAGUACAGGUUUUCAAUUUCCCGUCUAGACGACAUGUUGGAUCAAUUGUCCAGUUCUAAGGUCUUCUCAAAAAUUGACCUUAAAAGUGGAUACCACUAG
This is a messenger RNA of Olea europaea var. sylvestris, 762 nucleotides long. RefSeq lists its product as uncharacterized. Lineage: Eukaryota; Viridiplantae; Streptophyta; Magnoliopsida; Lamiales; Oleaceae. The transcript has 2 exons. The coding region runs from base 1 to 762 and encodes 253 amino acids. The record is from RefSeq and is a predicted model, not a curated record.